Colletotrichum tamarilloi is the source of this 507-nucleotide messenger RNA. RefSeq names its product C6 zinc finger protein. Lineage: Eukaryota; Fungi; Ascomycota; Sordariomycetes; Glomerellales; Glomerellaceae. Bases 1 to 507 code for a protein of 168 amino acids. Gene Ontology annotation, molecular function: DNA-binding transcription factor activity, RNA polymerase II-specific; zinc ion binding. The transcript has 2 exons. The record is from RefSeq and is a predicted model, not a curated record. Gene Ontology annotation, biological process: regulation of DNA-templated transcription.
AUGGAGUCGGCAACUGUUGAGGCACCGCCGAUUCCACGCAAGCCAUCAUGCGUUCUUUGCAAAUCGCGGAAAGUGAAGUGCGAUCGCGAGAGCCCGGCGUGCGGAGGCUGCGUCAAGGUUCGUGAUCCCAAGUCAUUGGUAAUUCAGUUAGGCGUGGAGUGUGUACCACGCGAAAACUCAAAGACACGGAACCGGAAGAAGCCCAAUGUUGAGCUUCAACGAAGACUCGCGCGAUGUGAGGAACUACUCCAACAGUUCGUGGCUGCAGAAGAGCGUGAGAAGAGUAGUGAGGGCACCCGUACCGAGCCUAGUCCGAAAAGCAAUACAAGUACAAGGAUUGAGGAUCACGAUCGGAGCCGGGAUCGCGAAAUGCAAGCGCUUGAGAAGUCUCUGGGAAAGCUCGUUAUCGACAAAGGGUCUGUCAGGUUUACUGAUAGCACCCCUUGGGCCACAGUAUUCGAUGAGGUAAAAGCUCUAUCAACGGUCACUCGCCAACCAAAUGUCUGA